AUCGAAGAUUGCGAGACCAGACCAAGUCCUCUCUCUCUAUAAAUCUUCUCUCUCUCUCUUCUCAGCAGCCUCUCUUUUUCAAGCUUUUUCUGAGUAGAAAACCCUAGAAAUUCUCUGUUCUCUCUCGUCCCUAACCUUGUUUUCUCAAGAUCUGUUUGUUUAUGAUUCAAAGUCCUCUGUUUUGAGUGUCGUUUUUGUGGAUUUCGUGCUCUGAUUGGUGAAAAUGUCCUCUCUCAGCAGAGAAUUGGUGUUCCUCAUACUCCAAUUUCUCGAAGAGGAGAAAUUUAAGGAAUCUGUUCACAAGCUUGAACAAGAAUCAGGGUUUUUCUUCAACAUGAAAUACUUUGAGGAGAAAGUACAAGCUGGUGAAUGGGAAGAGGUGGAGAAGUACCUGUCUGGAUUUACUAAAGUUGACGAUAACAGAUACUCCAUGAAGAUAUUCUUUGAAAUCAGGAAACAGAAGUAUCUCGAAGCUCUUGAUCGGCAAGACAAGGCGAAGGCGGUUGAGAUACUAGUGACUGACUUGAAAGUGUUCUCUACCUUUAAUGAAGAUUUGUACAAAGAAAUCACUCAGCUCUUAACUCUUGGCAAUUUCAGGGAAAAUGAGCAGUUAUCCAAGUAUGGUGACACCAAAACAGCUCGUAGCAUAAUGUUGAUAGAGCUUAAAAAACUAAUAGAAGCAAAUCCCCUUUUUCGUGAGAAGCUUGUUUUUCCUACUCUAAAGUCAUCAAGAUUACGGACUUUAAUCAAUCAAAGCUUGAACUGGCAGCACCAGCUGUGCAAGAAUCCAAGGCCAAACCCGGACAUUAAAACCUUAUUCACAGACCACACAUGUACACCUCCUAAUGGGGCUCUUGCACCUUCUCCUGUCAAUCUUCCAGCUGCUGCAGUUGGGAAGCCUACUGCUUAUACAUCACUUGGCGCUCAUGGUCCUUUCCCACCCACUGCCGCAGCUGCUAAUGCUAGUGCUCUAGCAGGUUGGAUGGCAAAUGCUGCUGUGUCUUCAUCUGUUCAAGCAGCUGUUGUUACUGCAUCCUCCUUACCUGUUCCACCAAAUCAAGUUCAACUCUUGAAGCGUCCAAUAACUCCUCCAGCAACUCUGGGUAUGCUUGAUUAUCAAAGUACUGAUCAUGAACAAUUAAUGAAACGCUUACGGCCUGCACAAUCUGUUGAGGAGGUUACAUAUCCAACUACUCGUCAACAAGUUUCUUGGUCCCUGGAUGACUUGCCAAGAACAGUAGCUUUUACCAUGCAUCAAGGAUCCACUGUCACAAGCAUGGAUUUUCAUCCUUCGCAACACACCUUGCUUCUUGUCGGUUCUAGCAAUGGUGAAAUAACACUUUGGGAAGUUGGGACGCGAGAGAAGUUGGUUUCAAAGCAAUUCAAGAUAUGGGAUAUGACACAGUGUUCAUUAGCAUUUCAGGCUUCCUUUGUCAACAAAGAUGCACCAGUAUCAGUAACCCGUGUUACAUGGAGUCCUGAUGGAAAUUUUAUGGGGGCUGCGUUUACUAAGCAUUUAAUCCAUUUGUAUGCUUAUUCUGGAUCAAACGAUUUACGCCACCAUUUAGAGAUUGAUGCCCAUGCUGGUGGAGUGAAUGACUUAGCUUUUGCUCAUCCAAACAACAAGCUAUGUGUAGUAACCUGCGGAGAUGAUAAGCUAAUAAAGGUGUGGGAUUUAACUGGAAGAAAGCUGUUUAAUUUUGAAGGGCAUGAAGCACCCGUAUUUUCAAUAUGCCCUCAUCAGAAAGAGAGUAUUCAGUUUAUAUUCUCUACUGCUAUUGAUGGAAAAAUUAAGGCCUGGCUGUACGACAAUAUGGGAUCUAGAGUUGACUAUGAUGCUCCUGGUCGCUGGUGUACUACUAUGCUUUACAGUGCUGAUGGAAGUAGAUUGUUCUCAUGUGGAACUAGUAAAGAUGGGGAAUCUUUUUUGGUUGAAUGGAAUGAAAGUGAGGGAGCUAUUAAGAGGACAUAUUCUGGGUUUAGAAAGAAAUCAACUGGUGUGGUGCAGUUUGACACAACUCAAAAUCACUUUUUGGCUGUGGGUGAAGAUAAGCAGAUAAAGUUUUGGGAUGUGGACAAUAUUAACAUUCUCACAAACACGGACGCAGAAGGUGGACUCCCGGGUCUUCCUCGUUUGAGGUUCAACAAGGAAGGAAAUCUUCUAGCUGUUUCAACAGCAGACAACGGAAUCAAGAUACUUGCAACAGCCGCUGGUCUUAGAUCAUUAAGGGCAGUUGAAGCCUCAUCUUUUGAAGCAUCAAGAACACCUGUUGAACUUGCUGCAAUCAAGGUUUCUGGUUCUUCUGCUGUUGCAAAUGUCAGUCAAGUCAAUUGUAAAAUGGAAAGAAGCUCCCCCGUCCGGCCUUCUGCUAUUCUUAAUGGAGUUGAUCCUGUUGCUAGAAGCAUGGAAAAGCCAAGAACUUUGGAUGAUGCAAUUGAUAAAACAAAACCAUGGCAGUUGGCUGAAAUCAUUGAUCCUGCUCAGUGCCGGCUGGUUACCAUGCCAGAAAGCACAGACUCUGUCAACAAGGUCACCCGACUUCUUUAUACAAAUUCUGGUGUUGGAAUUUUGGCGCUUGGGUCAAAUGGUACUCAGAAGUUGUGGAAGUGGGUCCGCAAUGAUCAAAAUCCAAGUGGAAAGGCCACUGCCAAUGUUGUUCCACAGCAUUGGCAACCAAACAGUGGUCUUGUUAUGACUAAUGAUGUCUCAGGUGUCAAACUCGAGGAAGCAGUGCCAUGCAUCGCGCUCUCAAAGAAUGACUCUUACGUAAUGUCGGCCUGUGGUGGAAAAGUUUCAUUGUUCAACAUGAUGACAUUCAAGGUAAUGACAACAUUCAUGCCACCUCCACCUGCUUCAACCUUCCUAGCAUUUCAUCCUCAAGAUAAUAACAUCAUAGCCAUUGGAAUGGAGGAUUCAACUAUCCACAUAUACAACGUUAGGGUGGAUGAGGUGAAAUCAAAAUUGAAAGGCCACCAGAAGUGCAUAACUGGUUUAGCUUUUUCUACUAAUCUUAAUAUUUUAGUUUCAUCCGGUGCUGAUGCUCAGCUUUGUGCUUGGAACAUUGAUACAUGGGAGAAAAGGAAAUCAGUUCCAUUACAACUGCCUGCUGGUAAGGCGCCUAGUGGUGAUACUCGAGUACAUUUCCACUUCGAUCAAAUCCGCUUGCUGGUAUCCCAUGAAACGCAGUUAGCAAUAUAUGAUGCCACCAAGAUGGAUCGUAUACGGCAGUGGGUCCCACAAGAUGUUCUCUCUGCUCCCAUUUCAUAUGCGGCUUAUUCCUGCAACAGUCAACUGGUUUUUACUUCCUUUUGUGAUGGUAAUAUUGGGGUCUUCGAUGCAGAUAGUCUGAGACUGAGAUGCCGCAUUGCCCCACCUGCAUACUUGUCUCAGUCUGUAUUAAAUGGAAGCCAAGCUGUGUACCCGGUUGUCGUUGCAGCACAUCCACAAGAGUCGAACCAAUUUGCUAUUGGGUUGACAGAUGGGACUGUUAAAGUGAUAGAACCUCAAGAAUCCGAGGGAAAAUGGGGAGCAACUCCACCUGUUGACAAUGGGAUGCUAAAUGGUAGGACGGCGUCUUCAUCCACCACAAGCAACCACACACCUGAUCAGGUUCAACGAUAAAAAUAGUUGUAAUUUAGUGUCUGAACUCAUGUAAUUUGUCAUUGUAGAUUUUAGGUUUUUAUACUCCCUUGUUUACAGAGAUCUAGUUUAAUGCUUGUGAUAUAUAUAGCUAAUUAACAUUGUUCUGUUCGGUA
This is a messenger RNA of Cornus florida, 3756 nucleotides long. RefSeq names its product topless-related protein 3-like. The record is from RefSeq and is a predicted model, not a curated record. NCBI's taxonomy places the organism in Eukaryota, Viridiplantae, Streptophyta, Magnoliopsida, Cornales, Cornaceae. Gene Ontology annotation, biological process: regulation of DNA-templated transcription. The transcript is spliced from 25 exons. Gene Ontology annotation, molecular function: protein binding. The coding region runs from base 224 to 3622 and encodes 1132 amino acids.